AUGGUCGUCUCAAACAACAUCAACAACAACAACACCACCGUCGAUAUCACCGUGGAAAAGAACACAAGGAUCCAAUACCCCCAGGAGCGUUACUUCAUCGACCAGCCCAAUGCCCCCGGCUCAUACCUCGGACCCAUCGAUGCCACCAAGCCCAAUGCUGACAAGAUCCCCCUCGUCUUCCAGCCCUACACCGUCAAGGACUUGACCAUCGCCAACCGAUUCGUCGUCGCCCCCAUGUGCAUGUUCUCCUCGACUGACGGCUUCUUCACCGACUACCACCUCGUCCACCUCGGCUCCUUUGCUACCUUGGGCGCUGGAUUGAUCUUGGCCGAGGCCACUGCUGUCGUCCCCGAGGGACGCAUCUCCCCCUCUGACACUGGUAUCUGGAAGGACGAGCAGAUCCCUGGCUUGAAGCGCAUUGCCGACUUUAUCCAUGCCCAGGGCAGCAAGUUCGGCAUCCAGCUCGCCCAUGCUGGCAGAAAGGCAUCCGUCAAGGCAUACUACGCUGACCUGCCCGAGUCCGCCUACUGGAAGGACAACGUCGUCGGACCCAGUGGUGGAGCCGAUUUCCAAUGGGAUGCCAACCACCAUGUCCCCCGCGAGCUCUCACGUCAGGAUAUUGAGGAAACCAUCAAGGCUUUUGGAACCGCUGCUGCUCGAGCCCACAAGGCUGGUCUCGACACCGUUGAGAUCCACGGCGCUCACGGAUACUUGAUUCACCAGUUCCUUUCCCCCGUUUCCAACCACCGCACCGACAAGUACGGAGGAUCGCUCGAGAACCGUGCCCGCUUCUUGCUCGAGGUCAUCCGUGAGGUCCGCGCCAACUUCCCUGCCGAGAAGCCCGUCUUCCUCAGAGUCUCUGCCACCGAUUAUGUUGAGCACUUGGAUGGACCUUCCUGGGAGAUUGAGCAGACUGUCCAGAUUGCAAAGUGGGUCAAGGAGGCCGGUGUUGAUGUUUUCCACGUCUCGUCUGGCGGCAACUCGGCCAAGCAAGUCAUCAAUGCUGGACCCAACUACCAGGUUCCCUUUGCAGAGCGAGUCAAGAAGGAGGUCCCUGGUCUUGAGGUUGUUGCUGUUGGUUUGAUCACUGGAGGCAAGCAGGCCAAUGAGGUCCUUGAGGAGGAGAAGGCCGACUUGGUUGCCAUCGGUCGUGCCUUCUUGAGAAGCCCCAACUUUGUCCUCAAUGCUGCAUUGGAACUGAACGUCAAGGCCAAGUUCUCUGCCCAAUACGAGCGCGGUCGCAUGUAA
Molecule: messenger RNA, 1248 nt
Organism: Linnemannia hyalina
Lineage: Eukaryota; Fungi; Mortierellomycota; Mortierellomycetes; Mortierellales; Mortierellaceae
Source: the annotation of a GenBank genome assembly